AUGGCAAUGCGCCUUUUCACAUCUCCAAGCGUCGUGACAGGACCCCGUGGACCGAGCGAGGGAAGGCGGGGGCCCUCGGCUCCCUCCUCACACUGUGGUCAGGUGGAGCCUUCAGCUUUGGGAUUCUGGCUGUUGCGCAGGCGGUCGGAUGUUCGGCUGCGGCUGUCGCUUGUCGCAGAUCGACUUGAGAAUGCAGUCCGGGCCUAUGGCAUUUCAGCGGCAGGUCUGCUGCGGAGAGUAGCAUGCACUCUCAUGUUCUUGUUUACGCUUAUUGUCUCGACAGAAGCGGAUGCGGUGCAGAUACGGUGGGUCCAUGUGCCACAGCAUUGCGAGGCGCUGUCGCACUGGUCCGACGGGCGCAGGUCGGAUGCAGGCGGGCUCUUCCGCAGCAAGGAGACUCUUCCGAGUGGUGUGGUUAACAUCUGA
Molecule: messenger RNA, 426 nt
Organism: Symbiodinium sp. CCMP2592
Lineage: Eukaryota; Dinophyceae; Suessiales; Symbiodiniaceae
Source: the annotation of a GenBank genome assembly